Messenger RNA from Anopheles funestus (African malaria mosquito), 8707 nucleotides. It is a transcript of the gene mtd, whose product is annotated as TLD domain-containing protein 2. The transcript has 20 exons. Gene Ontology annotation, biological process: response to oxidative stress. Gene Ontology annotation, cellular component: nucleus. Lineage: Eukaryota; Metazoa; Arthropoda; Insecta; Diptera; Culicidae. The record is from RefSeq and is a predicted model, not a curated record. Bases 1291 to 5676 code for a protein of 1461 amino acids.
AUAAAACCACACUAAAGCCAAUGUUCAAACAAGCGCAUCACUAAACUUUAAACCUUCCGAUCGCAUUGCGUUGCGUUUAAAUCGUUCGUUGGUGCAGCGAAUCACAUGGUAAAAAGCUCGAUCUUAAGUAACUCAGUGGUGGAUAAAGGUGUGAACAACAAUAAAACCGGUACCCACGAGUGUACCCAUGCACACGAACUCAAUCAAAAGCUUUGCGAACACACGCAAUAAAAUACUGUUUGCCGAGCGCCGAGCUUUUACACGGGGUUCGGGACUCAGUUUGACGCGUCCGAUGGUAACCGAUCAGCGUACGAUCGUGUGUCUUUCGCCAUCGUGCUACUACCAACCGAGCGCUCGUAAGCUAUUAAACAUUUUCGAACGGCAAACACGCAUUUUAGUCUCAAACCAGUUGCUCCAACGUACGCUAGUGCCUCGUGCAAAGGCUCGCUGUUUCUUGCGCGAUUUUCCUAAACAAAAUAAAAAGUGCCACCAGUGCGAUGUGACUGCAAAAUUUGAGAUCAAAAGUAUCAAUUCCGAUCGCCAACAUUCUACACCGAUUCUUGUUCUUAUUCUCUGCCAUACUAUAGUGCGUGUAACAGUGCGUGUGAGUGCGGAUAUUACGGCUCACACUUGUGUUCCGUGUGUCCUGUCUAACAAGGCUAAUGUUGUGCAUCCGUCGAAGUGUGUUCCGUACAUCCUCAUGACCUAUCAAGCAGCGGUGUAUGUGUAACGAAGUGAUUUAUGCGAAUAAAAAAUAAGCUGAUAUUCUAAAGUGCAAACCAACCAACCUUUUGUAGGUUCUUUGACAAGUACCGGGAAGUGUUGAAGUUGCAAAUCGAACCAUCGAAAUUGUCAAGCUACUUGUGCGAUCUGUUUCGUACACGAGAAAAGUGACUAAAAAUAAUCUUUCCCGAAACGCCAUUUCUGACCAUUUGCUGCCUAUAUCCCCCGUACAGGGUGAGGCAGCUGAUCAGUACAUACCUAUACAUCGAAAGAGGAAGGAAAACUAAAAGAUCACAUCCAUACAUCGAGCUUCCAUUGACCGCAGAUUACGACCCGGUGUAAAUGUGUAUAGUAUUGGAUAGUAACACGACCUGACUUACGUUUACUACAUCCGUGUACUGUCCGCGUGCCAUAACAUCCGUAAAUUGAAGAAGAAGGUGUCCUAUUGGAUGCGCCUUAAGUACGACGUAAAUUUAUGAAGUUUUCCUUUAAAAAAAACUUCAACUAUUCUUAUAUAAGAGAUCGUUAGUUUUGUCUUUGCUGUACUAAACACAUAUACUAUCAGCCAUGACCAGCAUAUUAACCGCACCGGGCAAGUACCGUUCGCGGAAGGAUUACAGCACCGGUUCAAUCCCGACGUUAGUAUCACUGGACGAAGAAUCUAGUCUCUCGACAACGACCACGACCUCGGUGUGUAGCGAUACCGUCUUACUGCACAGCUUACGGACGGCCGGCAAUUCUGGCACUACCUCCACCAAUGGCACCAACGGCACCAGUAGUAACAGCAGCAGCAGCAGCAGCAACAGCACUAUGAACAUCAAAAAUGGACUCACCACAAAGCCCCCGAGGCGUAGUUCAUUAGGUUUAGCUCUGCUCGGUGGUGGAUCGCGUGCUUCCAAUGGUACGGAAAAAAGCAACAAGCGACGUAGUUCGAUCGCGGUCGUAUUUCUUGGCGGUGGCCGUAAAGACUCCAAAUCGUCCUCAAUAUCCGCGUCCAGUACGGGCAAUGGGCAUCACAAUCACAACGGACACUCCAUCAGUACCAUCCCGGAGAAAUACAUCAAAACGGGUGAAUCGGAUAUUGAGAACGAUUCACCAAACACGGACACGUUCGUAAUGUUGGGUGAAUCUGGUACGAAUGGACAACAGCAACAGGACCCAUAUGGAGGUGCGGCCAGUGCACUAGGAUAUGACAAGAAGCGCCGGCGCUCAUCAUCCUGGCAAACCAAACUUGAACGACGACGUCGCAAAGGCAUGAUGGCGUCACUGGAUGGUAGCGACACGAUGCAGCAAGAUUCGGCCAGUUUUAGCAGCUUUGGAUCGGUACAUGGCCUCGAUUCGUCACCGUACGGGCCGGGACCGAGCGGCAAAUAUGGACGUGAAAAGCGUCACUCUUGGUGGAACAUCUUCGUGCCGGAUAAUCUUAAACAAAGGACUCGUAGGGCUAGUCAGGAUGUGAUACUGUCCAAAAGCUCCGACACUCUCAGUAGCCCACCAUAUCGAAGGAGCAAAUCCAGGAGUGUCGAUCAUGGAUUGGCCGCACCGUUCGAUUUAGACUCGCUGCGCUCGAAGGUUGAAGGCAGAUUCGAAAGCAUCGAUCGACUAUCAAAAGAUGGCGAAAAGAAGCGUUCGAUGCCCACGAUACCCACAAUUACGUACACAGUAAAGGACCGGGACACACUAACGUCCGUGGCUGCACGUUUCGAUACGACACCAUCAGAAUUGACCCAACUGAACCGUUUGGCCAGUUCGUUCAUCUACUCCGGCCAGCAGUUGCUCGUACCGGACAAAAAUGCCAAAGCGAGUGCCGAUGGUGAAUCCGACACUAGCACGGAACGUUCCUCCAACAGUCCCACCGAUGGCCGCCGUAAGGGCUCGCAGGAAGAUUUGUCUCAGGAUGAAAAGGAUUUGCUGGAAGGAUUACGCCCGGGAUCACCGAAACCCGGUCACAUCGAGCGUGUUGCAUCACCGAACACACAAAGUGGCGGUGGAGCUGGAGGUGGUGGCGGAGGAGGAGGAGGCGGUGCGACCGGAACUGCAGCCGGUGGCGAUGAAGACGAUCCCGUGACUAUACAGCGUUUCUUAAAGAUCAACGUGCGGCACAUUACCGAUGGUCAGGGUGUAGUAGGUGGCGUACUGCUCGUCACCCCCAACGCCGUCAUGUUUGAUCCGAACGUGUCGGAUCCACUAGUCAUUGAGCACGGCCCGGAAAGCUACGGUGUCAUUGCACCGAUGGAGUUUAUCGUGAAUGCGGCCAUAUUCAACGAUAUUGCACACAUGCGCGUACAGGGUGCGGCCGGUGGUAACGAAACGGCAGAGAAAGCUGAGAUUUAUCAUCCUGCACCAGUGGAGAAACCGUGUUCACGCUGUGACACUCAUUCGCCCGGCAAAGAUUCGCUGCUCGUUAAGGACGAAACGUUCCCAGAGCUGGGCGUUGGAUCGGUGGAGGGAUGUGAUGAUCAGGAAUCGAUUUGCUCGAGCAACGAGCGUGAUGGGGACGCUUUUCCGAAGGCGUUCGAGCGCGAUCUCGUGACACCUAACAACCUGCAGCGUUUGCAUGGCGAUUCGACGGAGAGUGGUGGCAGCUCGGUAGAACCGAAACCACCGUCAACCGAACCACCCAUGUUUCUGUCGUACGAUCGUGACUCGUCGCAGUCUCACACGCCCAACUCCCUCGACCACAGUGCCGGUGCGUCAAACGAGCAGCAGCAGCAAAAGCAGGCAGGCGAUAAGACUGACCAAACCAAGACCAACAAUAUCUUAGAGGAUCCCACCAUGCGCUCCCUGGAGGAGCGACGGAGAAGUCUACUGGACCAGCACUGGGCAAUCCCCAGCAAGGACAGAUUAAAAUGUUAUUGCGAUCAAUCAUCAUCUCGAAGAUCUCUGGACGACGAAGAAGCUGCCAGUACGGGCAGUGGCACUACGGCUGCAUCGUCCUCGACGGCCGGUGCUAGCUCGAUCGGCGGUAUGGCGAGCGCUGGUGGACACCACGUAGCAAUUCCACCAAUUGCCGAAGUUGCGGGCGGUGACGGUCAGCUGGUAAAGCAAUCGUGCCACGAUUCUGGCAUCGACAUCCGUGACCCGGCCCAUGGUUCAACGUUGUCGACGGGCGGUGGAACCACCGGCGGUAGUGGCAGCAGUGCGGCCAGUUCUGUCGCCAGCAUACCAAUUGUGGCACCAAUUGCAACGAAAAAGGUGUACAGCGAUGCGGACAUCGUACUGAGCGCGGACUGGGUACCACCGCUGACCAUUGCACCGACCCAUUUGCACGACACUUCACCGCGUAGCAGUAGCUCACUAGCGUCCUCCUCACACCAAAGCACCUUGUCCACGCUGACAACGGAUGCGGGCGGACGGAAGAAAACGUCCAGCGUGAGUUUCAGCGUAGACGAACACGAUCCUCACGGUGCCACCGUUCCGGCCGGAUCCGGAUCACUCGACAAAGGUGGCGAAACGAAAAAGAACAAGAUGCUGAAGCGACUGUCCUACCCACUGGCUUGGGUUGAAGGAUUGACGGGUGAAGGAGGCAGCAGUAGUCACAAAUCGGAUUCGAUUGAAUCAGCACCGAACACUGGUGACUCAAACCAGAGCGUAUUUUCAAAAGUAUUUUCCAGCUCACCCAUCACGUUGGUUUCGGAGCUGGGUGGAAAUUUGUUUUUGUCCAAAACGCCAUCGGAAGACUCCGGAGGCUCACCUGUUCCACCACUGACACCGCACGAAGCGCAAGCGGGGGGGCCUAUAACGGCCGGACGAUCAUCCAUCGGAACAUUCAUACGUCAGCAUCCUUCUGAGGGUACUGCAAAUAAGCAGAAGCCGGCACCACCCAAAUUGGACUACCGGUCAAUGGUGUCCAUCGACGAUAUGCCAACACUGUUUGUCAGCUUCGACAUGAAGGCCCCAUUGUUUCCUCAGCUUGAGAAACUUGAACUUAUCCCACGACCGGCCCGAGCCUGCCCGGACCCACCGAUGUACCUUCGGUUGCGCAUGGGACGCAAGAUCGGCAAGAACACACCUCUUCCGACGACGGUAAUGUCCUACGGUAAAAACAAGUUGCGUCCUGAGUAUUGGUUUAGCAUUCCAAAAAAUAAGGUUGAUGAGUUGUAUCGCUUCUUAAAUGCCUGGGUGCAACAUCUGUAUGGCGAGUUGGAUGAGGCCGCCAUUAAAGAGCGUGGUUUCGAACUUAUCCAGAUGGAUACUGAAUGGACGACAAAAACUGGCAGCCCGUCGAAGGACGGUCGUUCCGCCAGUGAAGGCGAAAUCUCCGAGUACACACGUGAAUCAUGGGAGCUGCUAAAGGCACCGUUCGUUAAAACCUACAACAUAAUCAAAAGUCAAACGGGAUCUAACGAUUUGGACGGUUGUGAGGUUCUGUCUAUGAGCACAGAUGACUACAGAAAAGCGACCCUGUUUGCGUCUGGUUCGUUCGAUCAGGACUUCCAGAUUCCGGACCUCAUUGGACAAACGGAGAUCCUCAGCGAGGAGCAUAGAGAAAAGCUUUGCGCUCAUCUGCCGGCACGUGCUGAAGGAUACUCCUGGUCGCUCGUGUUCAGCACAUCGCAGCAUGGUUUUUCGCUGAACUCUCUCUACCGAAAGAUGCACAAGCUAGAGAGCCCCAUACUGAUCGUGAUAGAAGAUACCGACCACAAUGUGUUCGGUGCGCUUACAUCCUGCUCACUGCAUGUGUCAGACCAUUUCUAUGGCACAGGUGAAUCGCUGCUGUACAAAUUUAAUCCACACUUCAAGGUGUUCCAUUGGAGCGGUGAGAAUCUGUAUUUCAUCAAGGGUAACCCGGAAAGCUUGGCGAUCGGUGCCGGAGAUGGUAAAUUUGGCCUUUGGCUUGACGGGGACCUUAACCAGGGUCGAUCGCAACACUGCAGUACAUACUCGAACGAACCGCUGGCACCGCAGGAAGAUUUCGUCAUCAAAACGCUUGAAUGUUGGGCCUUUGUUUAAACCAUUUCCUCCUAGCCACGUUAGGAUGUGCAGCAGGAAAGAAGAACAACAAACGAAAAAGAAUGGACUGUGGUUAUGAACUUGUUUCCACAACCAUGUCCCCAGUGCUGUCACCAUCACGCCUCACGUGACACGAUCCCGCCCAAGCGUAUGUGGCUUGUUUUCCCAAAUUGCCCAUUUGCGGGAUGAAUCGUAUCGGCCGGAUUAACGGCCGGCGUUUCUACUUCAUCCCAACAAAACAAAACAAAAAAAAGAAACGAAUGGUGCAGGCGAAAGACACAGUCUGAUUUACCUAUAGCCGGACGCCAAGCGAGCGAUAACACUUUUCAGUACACCUCCGCUUAACCGUGAUGGCGCACAGUAGUGUGUGGACAAAAUCACAAAAUGGGUCGCUUUUGCGCUAACACGUGUCGGCAGCAUAAAUGAAUGAGGAGAAAAGGUUUAGCAAAUGCCCGGUACCGAUGGUGCAGCGAAUUGCAGAAUUCAAAUUAAAAUAGUGAUAAAUAAGCGAGCAGAGCAAAAAAAAAGGGACGUUUACGGUAGAAUAUGAGACUAAAACGAGGCGUACACACGUUUCCCACAACAUCUUCCCUUUCCUUUUUUUCCUUUCUCCCCUCCCCCAACUCCCUUGUUUCCCUGUUCACAAAAGUAAAUGUUGUUAUAAUGUAGCGAGCAUGGAGUAUAUAAUUAGUAAAAGCGAUAGAAAUGAAACUACUAUAGGAAAAUGAGGCGAAGUAUAUACAUAUAUUUAACAAACAAAACAAAACAAAAAAAAAAAGAACAUAAAGGAAAAUUGUAAUGAAGAGUAUCAAAUAUGUGCGCGUGCGUGUUGUUAUGUGUAUUCGAGUGGUAGGGCGAAAAGAAAGUAAGAGCUGCAACACAGAAACACGCAUUAUCUAUAAAACAGAAGAAAAAAAACUAUCACAAGACCAUAAUAGUUAAAUUAUAGACCCCUUUUCUCAUCCCCUUCGUGUACUGCUGGCGGCAAACAAAAGAUCACCGGAGCGGAAUGCACGUGCGCGCAACUGUAUUGUGUUGCGGAAACAUGUGGCCGGCAGGGCUUGCUUUUAGUAGGCAUUUCCGUUUGGUGAUAGUGUGCUUGUAGAAGAAAACAAAAAACUACUUGCUAAAUCCAAAGGAUCGGGAUUGAAUUGAAGUUCUAGAUGCAAUCCUUUGGAAUCCGUAUACACAGCGCGAAAAAAAAACAAACACACACACAAUUAGUAUCCAUCAUCACCCGUUAAUGAUGGUGCAUUAGCACACCCACACGAUUAGCUGAACAUUUCUUAACAUUCAAAGAACAUUUGUAUUAGAUGGUGCUUAUUAGAAUAUGAAAAAAAGGACAGUGGGAGCUAAUUCAGACGGCGCCUAGUGUUUUGUGUGCUUGAAUUGUUGUGGAAGGGUGUUUUUUGUUUCUGUUUUUGGUGGUUACGAUCAACUACUCGGUACAUUUUCCGCCAGGGAGCAAGAUACGGCGACAGAACGAUGUAAUAAUCAUUAACGCUUGUAAAAAAAAAAAAAUGAAAAUCCUCAAAAGCAAAAUCUAACUCUUGCUGCAUCGUAUGCGAAACUGUAACUCCCAUCAGUAUCGGUGUGGUGGCAUUCAUCACGCUUGACCCAAUCGUUGUUAGAAUGGGUAAUAUUUGGACAUGAUUGUGCAUGGGAUGAUUUGAUCCUCCUGGCUCAAUGUAUCUCCGCUUUCCGCAGAUGGAAAAUGUACAGCAGACAAAAGACCACAAAUUGUUUGCCUCAUCCCAGAGUUUGGUACAGUUCGGGCAGGUGCCCUUUACGACCGCAGCAUACAAAUAAGCCUCUCUAUUGUUUAACCUUACAUAAAUACGCGAAUCGAACAUUACCGACCGACAGACAAACAAAAGAUAAGAUAUAAUUUCAUUUUUAUGAGUUAACUCACUUUAUCACAUUCGUUCAUUUAAUCGUCAACUUUCCUUUUAACAUUUUCAGACGAGAAAACAACAAAAAGCGUUCUUAUUUUCGGGGUAGCACUUACAAAUUUGCGCAUGUUCGUAACAAACGGGAUAAAAUAUUUACAAAAACAUGAAGAAAACGCAAAAUAAACACGAAGAGGAUUAUAAAAGAAGGAAACGAGAGAAGAAAAAAAAACAGAUCACCGUAAGUCCAUUGGAAAAUUUUGGUUAAUACAGUUCUGUGUUGUUUUCGUCAUUUUCUGUUUUGUUAUUUUUUAUUUUACUGCGGCUCUGUCUAUGUUUAACUUUGUGAGUUAAAAACCUGGAAAGUUGACGAUAUUUAUUUUUUUUUUCUUCCCUUCAUGCGUAGUACAAAAAACCGUCAAAAGUACGAAGUCUUAGUGAAGUUUGGUACUUCACGUACUUAUUGUCAAAAAAAAACAAAUCAUCUGAACACUGUUCAGUACAGAAAUUAGACAACUCUUGCUGAUAAGAUCAUUGAAAGCUUCAUUAGCACACAUAAUACACAAAACACAAACAGAUGAAAAUAGUUUUUGAAUCAUGCAUCUUUGCUUAAUCUGCAUUAUUUUGCGAAGUGAUCUUUACCUUCGUUGUAAAUAGCGUUAUAUUGAUUCUGUUAUGCUGCAUCGGGCAUUCCCAUUUUAUUCGACACUUUGUGAUAUAUUACUUUCCCGUUCUAUUUCCAUUGCUCUGUGAAUAUAUCGCAUCAUUCGGUAGUAAAUAUUUGUUUUUGUUUGUUUUUUUUUUUGCUUUUUCAGUUUGUUUUCUUCUUCAGCGCAAGUGCUCUAUAUUUAUUUUAAACAUGCCGACUUUUCUGUAUUUUGUUGUGUAAAGCUCCCUAGUAAGAUUGGUUAUAGACUGGUUGGUUGGUUGGCUACCUUAUGUUGGCAAACCUCUCCCAUCAGUAGUGUUCCCAUUUGAAGUGUUUUGUGCGUAUUACGUUACGUUUAGUAUAGCCGAUUACUCGAGUCAAACACUGUUAAUAUUUUAACAAAUUUAUGUUUAAGACAGCAAACAAACCCAGAAGUCUAUAGCCGUGCGCAUAUGUGACACAGACGAAUAAAUUCAUUUAUUUUAAAUUAUUA